Topomyia yanbarensis is the source of this 1241-nucleotide messenger RNA. RefSeq names its product SAP domain-containing ribonucleoprotein. The coding region runs from base 151 to 1089 and encodes 312 amino acids. Gene Ontology annotation, cellular component: nucleus. The record is from RefSeq and is a predicted model, not a curated record. Lineage: Eukaryota; Metazoa; Arthropoda; Insecta; Diptera; Culicidae. Gene Ontology annotation, biological process: poly(A)+ mRNA export from nucleus. The transcript is spliced from 3 exons.
AAUAAACAAAAUUGCAACUCCAGUGGAUUUGAUUUUACCGACGGGUAAUUGAUUGGAUUAUUGCAUUUUUUUUGCAAAGAAGACGUUAUUAAUUCUGUUUCUAAUUCAGAUAUUUUGUAAAAUAAAGUAAGCAGACAGUAUUCUGGCAGUAUGAGCGAGAACGAUAUUUCGAAAAUGAAGGUGGCGGAUCUCAAGAAGGAACUGAAAAACCGUGGUUUGAACACUUUGGGUAAUAAAAAUGAACUGGUUGAACGACUGCAGAAUGCAUUGAUUGAUGGAGGAGAUCCACUGGAAGAUACUGCUAAUUCCGAAGAUCUUUUGGAAGACGAUGAAUUGAAUGACGAUAUUUUGGAGGAAGAAGAAGAAAAACUACAGGAUGGGAUCGUUGAGGAAGAUCGAAUGCUUAAGUCGCCUACACCUAGUGAAGCUUCCAAAUCUGAAUCUCCAGAGCAAAAGGCUCAGGAACAAUGCAACAAGAAUCAGGAACCGCAAGAGGAAAAGAAAGAAGAACAGGCGAUGCCACAGAAGAAAGUGGCUCUCAAGCGCAACAUAUCGAUUUCAGUUCCUACGCUAGUUACAACUCCGGUUGCUGUGACAUCCGUGGCUAGCGAUGGUGAAGCCAAGAAAACAGAGGAUGCAAAUAAGAGCGAACAACAUUCGGGAGAACCGGAGAAGAAAAUAAUUAAGUUGAACCAAAUGACUGCACAGGAAAGACUUGAGAUGCGCGCAAAAAAGUUCGGUGCCCAAGUGGUCGAGUCACCAAAUUCGAAGUUACAAGCUCGAGCUGCCCGCUUCGGACUCGGGGGCACUAGUAGUUCCGUCGCCAGUGGAAGUCCCACUAGUAAUCUUAUCUCUCUCGAUGCACUGAAGAAACGUGCCGAAAGAUUCGGUGUAAAUGUGUCCGAUAAGGUAACCAAACUGGAAUUGGAUGAAAAGUUGCAGAAACGGCAAGCAAGAUUCGGAGAAGCAGCAACAACAUCCAAACUUACCGCGACCGGCAAGGUAGCCAUAACCGCAGCUAGCAGCACAAACACGAACUACAGCGAGCGAGCUCGACUUCGACUGGAGCGGUUCAAGAAUACAGCCUAGAGGCCAAGUGUAUUAUCUUAAUUCCAGCAAUAUUAACACAUGAUGGAAGUUUUUUCUGAUUCUCGAUGUAGUUUCACAUGCUCUGGAAGAAGCGCUUGGAACAACGGGAUAUUUUUUGUAGCUUUUUGGAAUAAAUAGAUUCCAAAUAUAAA